Molecule: messenger RNA, 1148 nt
Organism: Aaosphaeria arxii CBS 175.79
Lineage: Eukaryota; Fungi; Ascomycota; Dothideomycetes; Pleosporales
Product: PAF acetylhydrolase family protein
Exons: 1
Coding region: 11-1135 (374 amino acids)
Molecular function (GO): 1-alkyl-2-acetylglycerophosphocholine esterase activity
Source: RefSeq, a predicted model, not a curated record
AUUCGCUACAAUGUUGAAUCGCCUUUCUCUCCUAGCAUUUCUAGGAUUUGCUGCUCCCUUAAUAUCAGGGACUGUCCUCCCGAUAGUGGGAUCUGAUCCAUCUCAAGUCGCUAUUUACCAAAAGGUUCUUACUGACCAGGAGAGAUUGGAUCCAUUUGCAAAAGAUGGCCGAGCUCGGUCAAUUGCGGUCACUGGGUUUUCUCCAUUGUCGGCCUGCCGCAGACACAAACUCCAACCUUAUAUGCCACCAACGACCGCCGGCUUUGAGGAUGAAAAGUUCGCAGCGUAUGGACUCCCAAAUGGCACCUUUCGAUCUCUAUACCUCGAUACCUGCACUUUGGGCGAAACUCCAAAAUCCGGCUCCCUGCCACUGGUCUUGUUUUCCGGCGCACUCGCUACGUCCCGUACGCUGUACAAUGGACUCCUACAGAGUGUAGCCGCCAAAGGAUACCUUGUUAUAUCGAUUGAUCACCCUUACGAUGCCGACAUCGUUGAACUCUCGAAUGGAACGGUUGUUACAGGCGUGGACAUUAGUGACGAUGAGCUUGAAGCGGCCCUCAAGACGCGGACCGAGGACAUUGCGUUUGUCUACAAUCAAGUUCUCCAACGGUCGCUUCUCAAUGAAAUCUUCCCGAAAUAUCGAACCGGACGCAAUGCGCCCAAAACAGCCGUCCUUGGACAUUCUUUUGGAGGAGCUGCAGCAGCGUCCACGUUGAAACAGAUUGCUUCGAUCAAAGGUGGCAUUAAUUUAGAUGGUACCAUGUUCGGAGACGUAUUGAAGACUGGCUUUGAUCGUCCUUUCAUGCUGGUUGGUCAUGAGAACAAGACGCAGGCAACGGAUCCAUCUUGGAAGGCAGUGUGGGCUAAUUUGAAGGGUUGGAAGAAGGAAUUUGAGGUCAAGAGGUCCGCCCAUUACGGCUUUUCCGAUCUUCCUCUCAUUGCAUCUACUUUGGGCCUUCAAGAUAAACUUCCUUCAGAGGUCGAACAAGUGUUGGGUUCGAUCGAGGGCCGUAGGAUGACGAAGCUGACGGUUGAUCUUGUUGUGGCCUUUUUGGACAUGGUUCUGAAGUCCCGAUCCCAGGAUCGAUUUGCGUGCAUUGGGAAGGAGUUCCCAGAGGUUGUGGAGGCAAACUAAAAGGGCUUUGGAG